UCUAGUUUGCAAACUUUUAUGUGGUGCUAAUGGACUAAUGGCGGACGGACAAAAGUGAGUUUCUGUCAUAUUAGCCGCCCACAUAACAGAUGGAUGACAUCAAUGUACUACACCACAGAUGCCUCCUGAAUCUGAGGCGCCGAAUCAGAGAUAUUGGGGAUGGGCGCCCCGCCCAAGAACGAUACAUGAGGUUGCAGAAGGAUGGAGACACACUCAGUUACCAAGGGAACUCUGAAGAGGUGGGUUGCUAUGUGGCUGGCCAUCCUUUAUCAAAGGGAAAUUGCUACUUCGAGGUGACGAUAGUGGACACAGGGGUGAGGGGGACCAUUGCUGUGGGCCUGGUGCCUAAAUUCUAUAGGCUGGACCACCAGCCUGGCUGGCUGCCAUACUCUGUAGCUUACCACGCUGACAACGGCAAGUUAUACAAUGGGAACCCUGUGGGUCAGCAGUUUGGGCCAAAAUGUGCUCGUGGUGACCGCGUUGGCUGUGGAAUACACUCAGAAAAUAUCGAAGCAGGUUUUACAACAGUCUUUUUCACCAAAAAUGGCAAAGAGGUGGGCUCAGUGGAGGUUCCUGUGUUGGCGGAGGGGCUGUUCCCUGCUGUAGGGAUGCACUCCAUGGGGGAGGAGGUGAAGGUUGACCUGCAGGCUGAGUGGUUCCUGGAGGAGGACGAUAGUAUGAUGAUGGUUGACAGCCAUGAAGAUGACUGGGGCCGGCUUUAUGACGUCAGAGUAAGCGGCACGCUCUUGGAGUACGUUGGCAAAGGAAAGAGCAUCAUGGACGUGGGUUUGGCCCAGGCCCGUCAGCCACUCACCACUCGCUGCCAUUACUAUGAAGUAGAGAUCGUUGAUGCUGGGGAGAAGUGCUAUAUUGCCCUGGGCCUGGCAAGAAGGGACUACCCAAGGAACAGACAUCCGGGAUGGAGUAGAGGGUCAGUGGCUUACCAUGCAGACGAUGGGAAGAUCUUUCACGGCAGCGGGGUCGGAGACGCUUUUGGUCCUCGCUGUUUCAAAGGUGACAUCAUGGGCUGCGGCAUCAUGUUCCCACGAGACUACAUCCUGGAUGGAGAAGGUGACAUGGACGACUGGGAGCGGCUGGAGGUCCGUCCGGGUCACGCAGGUGUCCAGAACGUUCUGUACCUCAACGAUGAAGAGGAGGAAGAGGAAGAUGGGGAAGAGGCAGAGCAGGGACAGGAGGGAAGGAAGGUCACGGUGUUCUUCACGAGGAACGGGAAGCUAAUGGGCCGGAGGGAGAUGGUGGUUCCUCCCGGUGGCCUCUACCCCACCGUGGGAAUGCUAAGCAGCGGAGAGAAGGUGAAGGUGGAUUUACAUCCUCUCAGUGGAUGAGCUGAGAGUUUGGACUGGACUUGUGAUGCCCUGCAAACAGCUGGCUGCACUGUAGAGCUCACCCACAGUAGCCUAGCAUGCUGCUAACACUCGCCAGAGCACACUCGGCUCAGCUGCACACAUGCACGUCGCUGUCGUCUUCCUCGACACUACCCCCGGCUUUUAUUUAUAAGACUUGUAUAGUACAUUGUGUACAUCUCACAAUCAUCACAGAAACACAACCAGACCCUUCUCCUGGUUGUAAAGUAGCAGAGAGAGAGAGAUAGAUAUCCUACAUGAGCUGUGUAGGUUAACAGCGUGCAGUGUGCAGGAGUAAAUGACUCCUGAGAGACAUUUAACCGAUAAUACUAUGCAAUCUGCACUGCUAUCAUCCUCUCAUCUAACCUCCGUCUGCAUGCAGCGUGUCUCUGAAACACUGCGCUGUUAAAUCCCGCUCAUGAGGUCUGGCACGCUUGGUUUAUUUCAUUUGUCACGACCCCAAGCAAAGCAGAGCGAGGCCAACAGUUGUGCCGAGUCAGAGCUUGUUGGCACUUUUAUGUUUCAGGGAAUAGACCCUCUCCCUUUCUCUCUCUCUCCCUCUCUCCCUCUCUCUCUCUCUCUUUGUCUCUUUCUCAACCUCUCUCUCCCUGUCCCCUCUUUCUGGGUGAGGCUGCCCUCCUGUGAGCGAUCAGGGACCUGCUGUUGCCCCAAACUCCCUCACUGCUCUCCUGGAGCUGGCUGGAAGUGAACAGUGGAUCUGUUUCAAUAUUUCAUUUUGGAUCUGAUUAUUGUAGAGGAUUAUUACAAGUUUUAGUAAUCACUACCAAACAUACGAUUCUGCUCCUGAGCAGCAUCAGAAUCAGACGUUUCCUAAGAGUGGAUGAAUAGAUUUGUGAGUAUUUUAUAGUUUCACGUUGGAGCCGGAGUAAAUGAACGUGUCAGGUAUAUUUUCUACAAGGAAUCUGCAAAAUACACAUUUAAAUUUAUCUUCUACUUCAAAAGUUCAGGGAAUGUGUUUGUUUUUUUUUUGUUUCUUUUAGAACAUGAAUGAACAUGAGGAGACUUUAAAGGAAGACAUGCAUACAGUGGGUGGACAAAAUAACAGGAACACCUUAUAUUAUGGAAUCCAGUGUAACAUAACAAACUACAGCCAUAAAAAAUAACCAUCGUGUUCAAUACACACCUGAAAAUAAAAUUUACCUUUGCACCUCACACAGAAGUAUCAGUUUCAGGGCUAUUGAAUUGGAUUCUGUCAUACUGUAAUGUGUUAUACUGUUAUUUUGACAUUUCCAUUUGUAGAGGUUUUACUCUCUGUGCAUGUUAGCUCUCCAUAUGAAGGAUUAUUUUCUACUUUAAUUUUCCUUUUUUUCCAGUUUUAACCUUAAAGCUAGAAUGAUGUGAUAUUUAUUUUUAGCUUAAAAACUGCUUAAGAGCCAAGAGACAGAAAAUAUCUGCUCAAAAUAAUUUCUUGCUUUUCCAGUCAGAACAUAACUUCCUCUCUGUGAUGCCAUAUGUGGUGUAUUAUUAACUGCUGGAUGUUUUUUUUUAAGUAAAAAGACAAUGAUGUUUGGUUGCUGCAUGUGGUUUAACAAAAAAAAAAAAGUGCUUGUGUUCCAGCAUAUGACAGCAGCACCAGGGGCCUGUAUCACAAAGUGAGAUUAGUGGGGUUAUCCAGAUAUCUUUGGGAUUAGCUCAGGUUUUGUAGAUGGAGAGGGACUUUCCCAUUUGGGAAAGUGGUCUCAGACCUUUGACCCCACUGUAGCUCGUCCAGUCAACAGUCUAAAACCCAAAAGUUAUCAAUUUAAUUAUCUUGAGAUGUAAGAAAACAGUAGAUCCGGCUCAUUUGUAACCAGAGCAGAACCUGGUCAAAAUAGUCCGACUGCCAGCCAAUCAGAUCACUGGAAAAUUGAAGUCAUCAUUCCUUCAGAAUCCAAACAUGGACGAAGAGUUUACAACAGCUGCGAGUUUUAAAGAACAGAAACAUUUUUAUGUAUUGCUUACAUGAUAAUUAUGACAAAGAUAGAAGAAAGUGCCACUAAUGAUUAUUUUCAUUAUUGAUUAAUCCGCCAAUUAUUUUCUUCAUCAAUUGGUUGAAAGGGGUGAAAAUAUGUUACAAUUUCUUAAAACCCAAGUGGGUGUUUUCAGAUAACUUGUCCAAUCAACAGUCUAAAACCCAAAAGUUUUAAACUUAAUUUAUCAUAAGACUGAUCCAUGUGUCUACUCUGGGUUUAAAACUGAGGUUCUAACAAGGGAGAGAUGGAUUACAACCAACAGGCUAAUGAAUGAUUAUUAUAGCUUCAUAUUAAUUGCACAGCCUGUUAAUUAGCUGUUUAAAUUAUACAUGCAACAUUUCAGGAGGAUUGACCUAGUCAAGCAGUAAUUUCUGUUCAGUCUAAUCACAACAAAUUUGUUCUUAAGAGAAUUUUCUUGUAUUUCAAAUUUUCUCUUAGGUUACGAUUGGAAAUUACGAGUGGUCCAGAAAUCAUGAACAGAUGCUCUGCUUUUCACCACAGGGGAAAAAACACUGAUUUUACAUAAGGAUCAUAAUACCUUAAUCAGAAUUAUUUGGAGUUCAAACAUGAUAUUGCCAGUUUACUGACAGUUUAUGUUUUGUAAAUAUAUAUAUAUAUAUAGGUACUAAAAUAGUACUACAUUUAAAAAGUAGAGAUGAAAAUAAUUAUUUACAAGUUUGUGCAGCUAAGAAUCUGACUUGAAACUCGUACGAAGUAUAUACUUUUUUUUGCAUCAUGCCCAUCGUCUCUCUUAUUCCAUGCGUUCUUUUUUCUCAAAACUUGGUGCCUAUAUUACCCACAAUGCAACUCAACCACUGAUAGUUUGUUCAGAUCCAGGUGUGUCAUGCUUUGAGCUGCUAACCUCACAUAAAGAUAAGGAGUGGGCUACACAGGUCUGGUAAAUUCACUUGUUUCUAACCGUCUACAAACUCGUAGACUUCAGACCCAUCCAACUUCUAGGGAGUUAUCAGAUUUCACUCGUCUCCCACUGGAGCCACAGAACAUGAACUUUUUUUUCCACAUAUGCAGCGGGACUCCAGAAGACCUAUAACUAGACUUUGAUGUGUACAUUUGGUUUAGUUCCCCUUUAACAGUUCCAGUUUAGUAAAUAACGGUUAUCCAGUAUCACAGAUGUUUGGCUCAGUUAAACAGGCGACCCCCAAAGAGUUGAACUUUCUUCGUGAUACAGGCCCAAAAGCUGAAGCAAUCUGUGUAGGAGAAUGAGAAAUACUGUUGGGUUUGUCAUAUUGUGUAAGUGGGAGCUGGUUUCCACACAAAUAAUUCUGAGUGAUGAUUUUUUUUUUCUUCUGUUUGAUUAAAGGGAAUGAUACCAACAUUAUUAUUAUUAUUAUUAUUAUUAUUAUUAUUAUUAUUAUUAUUAUUAUUAUUAUUAUUUUUAGCUAAAUCGGUUAACCAAAAUCUUCAUCAAAUUGGUUUUGUCUGCAUCCGCACAUCUGUAUCUGUCCAUUACAACAUCAGCAGCCCUGUAACUUUAAUGUACAUUCCUCUGUACCUUCCUGUAAGGUGCAUGCAGCAGGUUUUUGUAGUGUUUUGGCCUGAGGACAAACCGCAUCAUUCAUAGACUAGGAUACUGCAAACAGUAAUGCUAGAGAUAUAACAUGCUGUAAAAUUACGACACAGGGUUUAACUGUCAAAUCACAUAUCUGCUGGAGAUUGUAUGUUUUGUUUUUAGCUGUUGUCAUGCAUUUGUUUUAGAGUCAUCUGUAUAGACAUGUUAAAAAAUGUGAAUCAGUCUGUUUUUCUUCUCCUGCAGGGCUGGAUAGAGACUUAAGUACAGGUUGUUACAGCCUAAACUGUAAAACCUAAGCUAGACAGUGCAAAGAUAUUAAUGCGACACUGAUGUGGACAUUUCGGCCACAUCUAAGUUCAGGGUAUUAAAGUCACUUAUAUUUAAGUUUACUCAGAAUCUCAGUUUACAAAAAAUGACACCUUUCAACCAAAUUAGAGCUAAAUCUGGUUAAAAGUUUUGUAGUGUCUUCAAACGUACUCACCAAGGACUCCUGUAAUAAUAAUCCCUCGCCGACUUGCACUAUAAUGGCCUUGUUCAGUACAUGUAUGAUCAUCAAUAAAGGUUUCAGCAAUGUAACAAAGUUGUGUAUUGUUUUAUUUUAAAUGUUCUAAAAUUUUGACCAAGUAGCUCCAAUGUUUUUGAGCCUGAAUUUGGUACCACUCUCUGAUAUGUCACCGUUUAUAAAGGGUUCAAAGGUUGUGAUUUAUAAUUAAGGUUUCUAUUUUAUAGAUGCUUCAUUAAUCAGUUAUGAGCCAAUAAGAAUCAGUUUUUUGGGUUGCCAGGUUGUGGAAAAUCCCUCUAGCUGGUGUUUAUCCUUUAUUUGGUAAUAAUGAAUUUAAAAAUGUUCAUAAUCUGUUCAUAAAGUUUCUUAUAAAAUCUAGUCUGCAGUUAAACACAAAGUUGUUAAUUAUGGAUUCACCUACAUUCACAGAAAACAUUCUCUGCGUGUUUUUCCAGAAGGUAAGUCUAUGAGAUGAAUUUUGUCCAUUAAUAAAAUUGCAAAGAAAUGUGGACUCGCAAACUAUCAACAAGAAAAGCAAACCAAAAUGAUUUUCAUUCCAUUAUGACAAAAAGCUAUAAUGUAAAAUGCAAGAAAUUAUGAGAUGCAAAACGUUUUUUGUAUUUCACAUUGUAGCUCUUUAUAUCAGUCAUAUUUUGAAUUGAAAAGUUUGGUUUGCAGUUUUUGUUGAAUAGUUUGCCAUCUC
Molecule: messenger RNA, 6073 nt
Organism: Seriola dumerili (greater amberjack)
Lineage: Eukaryota; Metazoa; Chordata; Actinopteri; Carangiformes; Carangidae
Gene: spryd3
Product: SPRY domain-containing protein 3-like
Exons: 11
Coding region: 90-1346 (418 amino acids)
Molecular function (GO): protein binding
Source: RefSeq, a predicted model, not a curated record